AUUCUAUGCUGAAGAGCACCGGAAACUGGAGCAGUUAAGUAGUGACUGUUUUCCACAGCCGUAGCCCGGAAGUGGAGUUUGGACAGGUCAGUUCGGCUCGCAGUGGAAUUUGAAUAUCUGCUCAUCAAAGCCUUCAACAUGUCGGCCAGGAACCCUGGGACGAAGCUCGACCUGGAGUUGAUAUCGAAAGUGAGAGUCAACACACAGGCUGUCCUGAAGAGAGCUCAGCACAUCCAAGGACAAAAGAUCCCCAAGAAACAGUGGCAGGCUGCUUGGCUGCUGAAGGCUGUUACAUGCAUUGACCUGACAACUCUGGCUGGAGACGAUACACCGUCCAACGUCCAUCGGCUGUGUAUGAAAGCCAUCCAGCCUAUCCGAUACGACCUGCUCAAGAAGAUUGAUAUGCACAGCAAAGGAAUUACUACAGCAGCAGUGUGUGUGUAUCCAUCCCGUGUGGCUGAUGCCGUCACAUCGCUAAAAGCAGCCAAUUCUAGUCUUCCUGUUGCCUCAGUGGCUACUGGUUUCCCAGCAGGCCAGACACCUCUGAAGACCCGCCUAGAGGAAGUCCGCAUGGCAGUGGCUGAUGGCGCCACCGAGAUUGACAUCGUCAUCAACCGGACGCUGGCCCUCACAGGACAGUGGGAAGCCAUGUAUGAUGAGAUUUGCAGUUUUCGGGAGGCCUGUGGUGAUGCCCACAUGAAGACCAUCCUGGCUAUUGGAGAGCUGGGCACCUUCACCAACGUCUACAAAGCCAGCCUGGUUGCCAUGAUGGCUGGUUCCGACUUCAUCAAGACCUCCACUGGAAAGGAGGCUGUCAAUGCUACUUACUCUGUUGCUAUAGUGAUGGUGAGGGCCAUCCGUGACUACUUCUUGCGUACGGGCCACAAGGUGGGCUUUAAGCCAGCAGGAGGGAUCCGGACAGCUCAGGAGUCUCUGCUGUGGCUCACUCUGAUCAAAGAGGAGCUAGGCAACGACUGGCUCUGCCCCCUCCUCUUCCGCCUGGGAGCCAGCAGCCUGUUGGCUGACAUCGAGAGGCAGAUUUCUCUAUUGUUGCUGUGGUACCAAUUCUGGGACCUGUAACAAAUUGUGGGGGCUCGUCCGGGAUCUGUCACCACCAGAAUUGUCGAGGGGAACAGAUCCAUUGAUAACAGAACCACAAGGCCAAGGCAAGGUGACGUGACUGUUGCUGUGACGACAGCUGGUGGGUGUCCAUGAGGGGAGAUUAGAGCCUGAGGAGGGUCUUCAUUCUUCCAAGAGGAACUGCACUGCUCCCUCACCAGAGCAACGCACGUCAUGUCCACAGCGCGCAAAGAACUAGUAUGGGGCAUCAAAAAGAACUUGUACAAGCCCUUGGCCAUCGAAGUCCACAGGCUUGCAAGGGACGUUGCGACUGACAGUCAAGAUGCAGACGACUUGGAGUCCACUGAUGAGGAAGGUUGUGUGGACUAUAUCCUUAGCUAUAUGCAGUCUGAUACCUUACUUAGUUCUGAAGAUGAAGGUAUGAGUCAGUUGUUAAUGUUGAAUGAUAUGGUAUGUAGUAUCAUUCAUGAUCGUAAUACAGUUGUCAUCACAAAUGGGAUAUACAGGAAUAUAAGACACUCACAACCAUGCCAUCCAGCAUAGUGGAUCACACUACACUAUCACAUACUAACAGUGACACACCAAGUACCAGACACAGUACUGCUCUUCCAGCGGCUGUCGCCACAGUCCAUACCACACAACAGCACACUAACCUUAGCACAGACACUACCACUCAGAGUGUAGACCAGCUUCAAGUAAUGCAUGAAGAGCUAGGCAAGAAGUUGCAACACUACAAUAAUAUGGCUAGCACAGCACACAGUAGGCAUCACAGCCUAGGUGAGCCAGCACCACAUCAACCUCCACGUCACACUCCACCAAAGGUUGACACAGAGAAAAUAGUCUCCUUAAAGGAUCUCCCUUAUCUCCAGCGUAGGGAAUUUAAGGUACAUGGGGGACAGAUUGGGGACCAGAACUCUGACAUCACAUAUAGCAGCAUCUGCAAACAGAUAGAUGAGGGAGUCAGGGAGGGCUUCACAGAGACAGAGGUUAUCUGAGGAAUGCUGAGGGUUGUUAAGCCAGGGGCUCACCAACAAAGAUGAAAUAACAAUCUGUGAACUCAAGGGCUUCCUCAGGUCUCAUCUUGGUGAAAAGGCCAGUACAGAGCUGUUCCAGGAACUAAUGUGUGCAAAACAAAACAAACAAGAACCCCCCCAGCAGUUUUUGUAUCGCAUGAUUGGACUUAAACAGAAAAUAAUCUUCCAGUCAAAGCAGGCCAACAAAGACAUUCGCUAUGACCCCAAAACAAUCCAGGAGGUUUUCCUUCACACCAUCUACCAGGACCUAGGGUCCAAACAUACGGACAUCAGACAACAGCUGAGGCCACUCCUCUCGAACAGCCAAGUUACUGAUGAGGAAAUUGUCAGCCAGGUAAUGAAAAUAAUCAGUGACGAAAAGGAACACCAGCGUAGGCUAGGUUUUGCCUCCCGACAGAAAGCAACACACACACACACACACACACACACACACACACACACACACACACACACACACAGUGUUCGGGUGGAUGGUGGAGAUCAAACUGCAGACUGCUAGGUUUUCUGAGCAAUUACCGAGCAUAUGUGCAAGAUUUCUCACGCAUAGCAAGACCGCUAUACGAGCUGCUCCAGGUAAAGUCCAGUCCACCACAACCCAAGCCUACAAGGGGAAAAACAAAGGGCCCUCAACUGCCAUCACGCACCCCAGUAGUGUGGAACAGUGAGCACCAGCAGAUCCUCGAGCGCCUCAUAAACAUCCUAACCAACCUGCCAGUGCUAGCGUACCCAGACUUUGACCAUCCCUUCAUACUCCAUACCGAUGCCUCUCAACAGGGCCUCGGAGCAGUCCUCUACCAAAACCAGGAUGGAAAGAUGAGGGUGAUCGGCUAUUGGUCCCGCACACUAACACCAGCAGAACAAAGCUUCAGAUACCGCCGGGUGGGCGGGUGCCGCACCGCGGGCUUUUGGGUUUAUUUACCUGAGUAUAGUCUUACAGGCAGGUCGCCAGGUUUUAGGUUUAUUUACUUUGCACAGGUUAUUUGGGCUCUGACAUAUUUAAAAGCUUAAGGAAAAUGGUUACAACUGUUAAAGGCUUCAGAGAGCUACAUUUGUUUGAGGAGAAUGUUUAUAUUGUAAUGUAUAGAGUUUAAAGGUAAAAUACUAUAUUGUAAUAUUGAGUUAUGUCCUAAUGGUUUUACAUUGAAAGUGUUUAUGUAUGUAUUUCUCUGAGUGAUACGUGUAUUCAAAUUAAGUGUGUAAGUCCAGAAUCACUGCAGACUAGAUGUUGCUUGCUUUAAGUACAGUUGAGUAUUGCUGUAACUUGCACUAUAUCAGUAUAGUAGCCCUGAUUCACUUAUAUAUAGGUGAUAAUGUGUACUUGAAUGUUGUUGGAAGUAGAAAACUGUAAGAAGUACACCAAAAAUGUGAAGUAGCUACAGCUGUAAAUACAUUCUGUGAGACGUUAUUGAACAAUUGGGUUCAUGGAUGUUUUAGGCACUUAAGCCACAGUUACUGUAUGGACUGAGACAGAGACUGACACUCAGGGAAAUGUUCAGGUAUUGUGUAUUAUACUGUGAAUUAAAGAAACAGAUGCAAUCUGGAUGACGAACUGAAAA
Molecule: messenger RNA, 3670 nt
Organism: Dicentrarchus labrax (European seabass)
Lineage: Eukaryota; Metazoa; Chordata; Actinopteri; Moronidae
Gene: dera
Product: deoxyribose-phosphate aldolase (putative)
Exons: 9
Coding region: 139-1080 (313 amino acids)
Biological process (GO): deoxyribonucleotide catabolic process; carbohydrate catabolic process
Cellular component (GO): cytoplasm
Molecular function (GO): deoxyribose-phosphate aldolase activity
Source: RefSeq, a predicted model, not a curated record